AGUUGUAAAUUUUCUUUCAAGUUAUUAAAAUCGUGAAAAUAAAAAAUAAAGCAAGAGUUAUGAAGUGCUAUUUUGUAGUGGCAAUAUUAGUGUUUAUGAUCCUUGACGACACAACUGCGUCAAAUUGGAGCAACCAACCAAUUAAAGAUGAAAAAAAUGCUCAACCAUACAUCGCGCGAGACUAUUGGAGCAACAGCUUUUUAAAUGAUUAUGGAGUUGAUAAUCCAUUCAAACAGCGACUCUACAAUGACAGAUUAAGGCAGCACUUAAAAAUGCGUAAUGGAAAAACAUCACCCUACUAUCAAUCAGCCAGACCGUUUUACAUGCAAAAUACUAAUCCGAUUGACAUGAUAGGCAGCAACUUGAAUGCUUUUACAGAUAAUAAGGAUGAGAAGAUUUAUUACGAAAGCAACAGUGAUGACGUUCCCGAUGAUUUUGAAGGAUUCUGGAGUAAUACAAAGUGGGCCAAUUAAAUUGCAUGCAGUUUAUAUGACUUUGUGUUAUGAAAACAUGAAUAAUCAAUAUUAUUAAAAAUAAUAAAUUAAUGAAAAAUCUCUUGAUGUAGCACAAAUGUUUGAUUUUUU
Chironomus riparius is the source of this 584-nucleotide messenger RNA. The record is from the annotation of a GenBank genome assembly. Lineage: Eukaryota; Metazoa; Arthropoda; Insecta; Diptera; Chironomidae.